Messenger RNA from Paramuricea clavata, 5683 nucleotides. NCBI's taxonomy places the organism in Eukaryota, Metazoa, Cnidaria, Anthozoa, Malacalcyonacea, Plexauridae. The record is from the annotation of a GenBank genome assembly.
AAACCGCCUUACCUUUGGUAUAUAAAUUUUAUUAUCGAUAUCCAGAAGUUUAUUUAGGGCUGUAAACAUGCCUCAAUCAAUGUUUACACGGCAUAAAUGUCCACAAACACACGUAAAUAUAAUAUAGAACACCAUAAAUUAUAAAUAUAAACAAAAAAUCUUUUAAUAUUUUUAUAUACAGUAUUACAGGUAAUACAGUUUUAUAACGGCAAUUUCCGAUAGUUCAAAUCUCCGUUUGAACGAUGUUCUUUUACAAAAGUCUCCCCACGUGUAACAACAAUCAUGGCGAAAUUCGAAGCAUCUCUUGAAAAUUUUGCGAGAGAUUUUAAAUCCUACACCGAUCCCGAAAAAAACCUUGUUAUCCAAACGAUCCUGACGCUAUGUGGACCUGAGCAACUCCGAUUUCUUUCGGAGGAACUGCACAGUUUAGUAAAACGCGACUUUAUCAAAUUUUUGCCCACCGAGCUGGCGUUCAAUGUUGUGAAGUUUUUGGACUAUAAAACUUUUAGCCGUUGUUGUUUAGUUUCGAAGGCUUGGAAUACGAUUUUGUCGAACUUUACCGAAGUAUGGACCGAGACUUGUAAGAGACUGGGUGUUGUUGAUCAGAAAUUGACAAAAACAGUUGAUUGGAAAUUGGAACUACGAAAUGGUCUUCGCAGAAUAAAACGAUUUCGGCGUUAUAGGACUGCCGGUUUUGCCAAACGAGAACUGGAUGGGCACACCGAGAGGGUGACGGCAUUUUAUUAUAAAGAUGGCUUGUUGGCAAGUGGUGAGAUGUAUAUUCAGACCUUGAUCAAUGUGCACAAGGGGUUGCACCGCUUGCGCCAGGGGCCCUAUGAUGUCAUGAUUGUGAAACAGGAGAUAUACCAUGCACGAUUUAGGGUGGCUUUAUUAUGGCACUCAGUUGUAACACUGUUACAAGUGUUACACAGUGUUAAACAAUGUUACACAUUCUUACAUAGUGUUACACAGUGUUACAUAGUGUUACACAGUGCUACAGAGUGUUGACAGUGUUACACACACUAACCCCACCGUGUUACAUAGUGUUACACACACUAACCCUAACCCCACUGUGUUACAUAGUGUUACAAACACUAACCCCACCAUGUUACACACACUAACCCCCCCCCCUAACCCUACCCCUAACCCUACCCCUAACCCUACCCCUAAAUAAAGAUAGUGUAACACUGUUACCUGAGUAUAUACUUGAUAAUACACCCUAAAUCAUGCAUCAUAUGACAGGAAUGUCAUUAUUGGAGAUAUUACACUUUAUUGCAUAUUUUCUGGCACUAACACCAACCUUCAGAGCCUUUGUUGCUUUGGGGCCCCUGUCCCACCCCAAAUCUUGGCGGCCCUGUCGAUCAAUGUCAUCAGUUUCGGCUGAUAACAAUAACCUUGGUCAGAAUAAUGAUGACAUGGUGCAAAAAUAGAGUACGCUCAAGAAUGUUUUGUAUAAUAACUUUGCACACUUCAAUAACUUGUAGCAGGCAAACUUAAGGCCCAUUUUGCACUAGGCGAAUUUGUUCGCACGAAGCGAAAAAAAUCUUGGCAUUGUGAUUGGUCAGCGAAAAAAUUUGCCGCACAAAAGUUGGAUCAGUUCCUACUUUUUUACUGUUUGCGCAAAAAAAAUUCUCUUGGUAGAAAAUGGGCUUUUAAAGACAGUGUACACUUCAGACAUGACUUGCACACCUAAAUUGUUGUCUUGCACACCCAAGGUCUUGUCCAAAACUGCCAUGCUAUGUAGUCUGUCUGUUGAUACGAAAUUGUUUAUUAUUUAAGGAUCGGAUGAUAGAACUGUGCGACUAUGGGACGUUGCAAGCGGCACAUGUAAAUACGAGCUAACAUGUCAUACCUGUUCUGAUUUAAAAUUCGACGAAGUGCAAGUUGUGACGGCCUCGUGUGAUAACACGCUUGCUCGGUGGGAGUGGGCGACAGGAAAUUGCCUGACGAAAUAUCAAGGUCAUGUUGGGGCAGGUGUGUUGAGUUAGGUGUUAAAAAAAACACCUACAGGUGGUUCCGGUUUCAUAUCGCGAAAAAAUUAGGGUCGGUAGGUCGGAAAUAAUUUUUUUUUGAAUAUUUUUUUCAUUGGUUUUUCAAUAAUUAGUGUGAGAACAGAUGCCAUUUUGGCAGCAGUCUGCAACCACCCAGAGAAAAUAGGGUCGCACGGUCAAUCGCGUUGAAAAAAUAAUAGGGUCGGCAGAAAAAAAUAGGGUCGGUCGGGAACCGGGACCACAGGUAUUUUUUUUACGUUUUGUCCUUAGGGUUGAGGUUGUGUUAGCAUUAGGGUUGGGUCAGAAUUAGGAUUGGAGUUAAAAAUGGGUCGUUCCAGAAAGGAUCCACACUCCCCCCACAGAGGAAAUUUCUGCCAGCUUUGUUUCUGAUAAUAGUACUGUAAGUGUAGUAGGUGGGUCUGCUUCUGAUUUCCUCUGUGAGGGAGAUAUGGAUGUUUACUGGAAUUAAUAUUAGAGUUAGGAUUAUUAUUACUGUUUGAGUAAGGCUCAUUCAAAGUGCUCCAAUCAUGAGUGUUAGACGAUGUUGUACGAAAAUUUUGAAUGAAGUCAAACGUGAUUCUAUUCAUGACGAGAACGAAAAAUUUCAUUGUACCUAGUCAAUGAUGUAACUUUUCUCUUGAGGGCAAUUAUUCUCAUGAUUGUGAUUUUAUGUUCAGUAUUUUGUGUAGACUAUAACACGGAACUGGAUUUGGUUGUGAGUGGAUCUUCGGACAGUACCGUAAAAUUAUGGCAGAUGUCUACAGGAUUGUGUUUGGCUACAAAGCUAGGGCAUCAAAAUUGGUUGAUUAGUGUAAGUCCGGUUGAUCCAGUAUCACUCCAGGAAGAAACACAAACUAAGUUAAUAUAACUCUAGGCUCAAGAUGCAUUGUAGCUUAAAGAUAAGGGGCCAUGCAUUCACAAAGGAUGUCCGAGCCGAGGGGGGGAGGGGGGUUUGGAAAAUUAGGACAAACUCGGACGUGGGGGGGAGGGGUUUUUUUAGCAAUCAGGAUGUCCGAAAUUUUAAAAAAUUCAAAAACAAAUUUCUUUUUCCUCUAUUUUGAAGUCUCUUUCCCAUUGUGAAAUUGGCAUUUUGAACACUUCAUAAUAUUAUCUAAUUCUUUCCUUCAAUACAUUUAUAGUUAUAAACUUUUUACUCUUGACAUAUACAAGGUUGUGUGAGUUUUUGCGAGGCAUGGCGGAUGUCGGGGGGAGGGGGUUCACUAAUUCGGACAAGGGGGGGAUGGGGGUCUGAAAAUCCAUCAUUUGGCCGGACAUCCUUUGUGAAUGGCUCCUAAGUUAAUUUAUUAACAAAGUUCUUGGGAAGCUUUUUUAUUAGUCUUACACUUUGUUUGAACAGAGACUUUUAACCCAUUAAGUCACAUUGCACCCAAUGCACUACUGGUACUUCAUCAUUUUACUCUGUCUAACGCCAAAUGUUUUUACUUAUCAAGGGGAGAGUGCUGGCGCUCCAUUGGUCAAUCGCCCCAUGUGCCUAGUUAACCCAUUGAGAUGUAUUGCACCCAAAUGCGCCCUACGUACCUUAUCAUUUUACUCUGUCUAAUGCCAGACAAUUUUACUCAUCAAGAAGAGAGUGCUUUCGCUCAAUGGGUUAAAAGGAGGCCUCUAUUAAAAAGCCUGUAAUGUGGCUCUGUGUAUUUAUAGCAUAUUUUCCAUACACACACACCUGUGAAUGCUUAGCCUGCGUCAGUAUCAGGCGCUAUUUAGGGGGGGAGGGCUUGCUGCUUAGCAUACAAUACCUAUGUUUGUCUUCAGGUUUUGGUAGCACAAAUUGCUCAAGAGUAUCAAACAAAGUUACAAAGAAAGUAUGUUGUUAUUAGCAUGAGCAGAGAAUGUAUCAAGGUGAUAUGAAUUAUUCCUGAAAUUUACAUUUUUACAGUAUUUGCAGGGUGCGAUCAUUCAAGAUUUCUAGUCGUCUGACUGGUACGCCAAUGAUUGUUGCUGCAUACUUGCGCUAGAACAAACUCAAUACUCAAUGUGUACUUAGUCUUUGAAAAUAAGGUUCAUAAAGUAAAGGUUUCUGAAAAGUAUAUUCAGACUACGAGAUAGCAAACGGAGUUUUGCUAUUUGAAAUGGGAGCUUUGCUAUUUGAAAAGGGUGUUUUGCUAUAUUUGAAAAGGGAGUUUUGCUAUUUGAAAAGGAGUUUUGUUAUUUGAAAAGGGUGUUUUGCUAUUUGAAAAGGGUGUUUUGCUAUUUGAAAAGGGUGUUUUACUAUUUGAAAAAGGUGUUUUGCUAUUUGAAAAGGGCGUUUUGCUAUUUGAAACAGGAGUUUUGCUAUUUGAAAAGGGAGUUUUGCUAUUUGAAAAGGGAGUUUUGCUAUUUGAAAAGGGAGUUUUGCUAUUUGAAAAGGGUGUUUUGCCAUUUGAAAAGGGUGUUUUGCUAUUUAAAAAUGGAGUUUUGCUAUUUCAAACAACCGACUCCAGCGUUUCUUUUUGCCAUCAGUGCAAUCCUGUUUCAUGCCAAGACAUCUCAGACACAUGAUAUACCAACUAAAUUACGGUAUUGAAUACCUUGGACUUGGAAAGGUCAUGUGCUACCAGCAAAGAAUAAGUACGCAGAUAGCAAGAGUUCCGCGUACCUACGUGGUACGUGACUGAAAACAAAGAAGUACCAGACUGUAAUAUUGGCUACCUCCGGUACGUAAGUACGCGAAUUAUCGCACCCUGAUUUGAAUGAUAUCUCAAAUAGGGAUGAGCCAAUAAUCGGAAAUUAAUCGGCAGAAGCAGAUAAUCAAACAACUUUCAGGCAGAGAGGUUAUCAGCCGAUCGCAUUGCCUGAUGUAUCAGCAUGUAUCGGUGGUUCAAUAAAUAUCAUUGUGACUUUUGGCUGGUUUGUGAGGCAGAUUCUCAUCCUACAUUUACAUUACACGUACAUAUUUUGCUAGGUGUGGUCAGUAAGAACCUCUGAGGAGUACGAUUGUAUUGCUACGAUAUCAAAUCAAAGUGAAAACUGCCCUGUGCUUCAGUAUCUGCCAAAGUUGCUGUGCAAUGGUCGUGAUAUAAUAUGCGCUUCAGACCAAGGUGUUUGCAUUUGGAAUUUGGAAACAUUUCAACUUACAAGGUAAUGAGAAAUCGGGGGCAGUUCCCCCCUCCCCCCCACACACACACCUAGUGUCUUCCACUGCACACCAUAUCACAUACCACGCCACACUACAAGACCUUACCUUGCCAUACCAUACCGUAUCCCAUCCUGCAGCAUGCCUGACACAAUACCGCACCUAAUUGCACACCAUUAUGUUAAAAGGUUGUUCAAAAAACAUGAUCACAUUUUGGUCGCAUUUGGUGAGAUAUUUUCACUGUGUUGGAAAAACAAUAAUCUGCAUAUUCUAAACAAUAAAACAGAAGACUGCCUAAGCGAAAUGCCGGCUCACUGGUCAAAACCAAAAGUUGGAUAUCGCUUUAUUGAUUGUGGUGGCGAGACGGCCUGGCUAAACGAUUGCUCGAAGGAGCUUGAAAGUGGACCGAUAUAUUUUGCAAGAGACGGCAAAACAAUUGUGAUUAUACAAUGGAGCAUGGACAGUAAAGUGGUCAAUGGCAUGAACCUUCAUGAAUAAUUUGGUAUCUUUUCAUGACAAACAUUUUUACUUGUAAUUUAUGAAAACUGUUGGGUUUGGUAUUGUUGAUUUUUAAUAAAAAUGCCAUUGUUUGGGGCUGAAUUACAUGAAACAGAUCAGC